Spirodela intermedia is the source of this 6968-nucleotide messenger RNA. NCBI's taxonomy places the organism in Eukaryota, Viridiplantae, Streptophyta, Magnoliopsida, Alismatales, Araceae. The record is from the annotation of a GenBank genome assembly.
AUGGCGGGGCUGGCGGGGUUCCUGGAUGCGCUACUCGCAGCCGGGAGCCGAGCAUUCUGCAGCCCCAUUGCCAUAUUCAUCCAGAUCCAGGUGCGACCUCUUCUUCCCUGGAAUCAUCAAAGGCUUCCUAUCUGUCGUGUUGAUCAGCUGCCACCUUAUGGCUACGUAUCAUGAGUCCUGACGGCUAUACAGUUAUGCGCUUGUCCUGGUCCUUCCGGGUUUUACGUUCAUAUGGAUGUCGAAUCGACGGCUGAAAGAAGUUGCCAUGUGGACGAAUGUUUCUACAUCUUGAUUUUUUUUUGAAUAAAUCACGCAAGAACGCCCCCGGCGCAACCGAUUUUGACGUAGCCAGCUACAUUCCGAUGCCUCAUUCUGCACUAUUAUUCUUGAUCAUUGACACCAAUAUCCAUUUUUGUCCUCUCUAGUAGACAAAGAAAAAUAAGUAUUUAUAGUUUUCUGUACUUGGCAGAUUCUUCGGGAUCAUCGUUUAUUUUUAAUUACCGACCAACGCUUAUUGGAAAAAAGAAUAUCUGUAGGUAUUUUUGUCCGUCGAAACUUCUGGAGGUAUGGGACUGUGGGGGUUUAUAGAGUAUUGCCCAAAUGCAUAUAUUAUCCUUUGGCAGUAACUUAUCAGAUGGGAGCCUGGCACAUUUCGUUGUGUUCAGCGCUGACAUGACGCUCCAUACCGAGCUAUGCAAUGUAUGGACUGAAGAAAGGCUUUUGCGCCUCUUGAUUGUUUACGUGCCAUAGAAAAAUUCAUGGAACUAACAGCUAAUCCUAAGUAUUACUGUACUUCACUUUGAAGGCUAUAAGAAACAAGUAAGAAGGAAAAGCUUUUUUUCUCUCCAUCUUUUCAAUCAUACCGGCUCUCGCUGAGAAAAGCUUAUCACUAUCAUGGACUAAUCUGGUUUUCUCUCUAAGUACUUCCUGCUUGUCAUCUCCUGGUUUAUUAUUCGCUUGAUUUGCUUGCUUUUUUUAAUCUCGUCACUACAUUUUUGUUUAGUAUACCUUUCUCUUCGAGGUAAAAGUAUUGCUUGUUCACAGAAUCUAGUUCGGAUAAUUUUACAUCUUUAUGUAGAACAUUUCGUAACUAGUUGGGUUUUAUCUUGUUCAUCUAGGAAAUGCUCUUGGCAUGCCUCAUAUACGUACUUAGUCUCGUUUCUCAUACGAAGUGACAGCCCAAGUUGUCUUCUUUAGCCAUCAUAUGUAACUGAGACACUUAUUUCCUUUUAUUUUGCAUAGGGAUGCAUCAUCUGUUUAACACUUGCUAUUGGAUGGACUUUUGCCGCCCAUGUCAGGUAACCAUGCGAAAAAUUUACUGAAUGAUAACUUUGAUAACAAUUGUAACUUCGUUGAAAACAUUUCCAUGUAGGGUAAGUUUUUUAUUCAUCAAUUUUUUUUUUUCUCAUAGGAAUAAAGUGAUAAAGCGCAUGAAGCAAGCUAUUGAAGGUGGAAAUCAUUUUGCAUUUAUCUGUGAGGAUAUCAAUGAUCUUGAGCACUCUGCUCAGUCGAAAUUACCUGGACUAUCAGUGAUCAUGCCAGUCAAGGGUUUCGGGGAGCAUAAUUUUCAGAACUGGAGAAGUCAGGUCAGUAUUCAUGUCUAUUGAUUCAUUUGUUUUCCUCUAAAAUUGCAAUUUUCUAUUCGCAGUUAGAUAUUUUGGAUUCGGCACUUGGUCUCAAUAAGUCUGAUCCUUUUUAUACUCAUUUGACUCUCAUUUGCCUUUACACAAACCAAAUUUCUUUGCGCUCCCCAUAGUUAGCUAAUCAUAAUUGAAAUUAAAACCAUGGAAGCACAGGGGUAAUUUCAGAUUGCCCAGCAUUUUUUGAACGUCUAGAUGCAGAAAACAUGCAGAUUGUUUCUACCUAUGCUAUUCCAUCCAAAUUUCUUUGUUUGUAUUAGUUAUUAGUCUAUAAUUUCUAUAAAGGUUUAAUCAGGUUAUAUUUUUUUCCCCCAUGAUACGUGGAAUUAUGUGAUCACACUUGUUGCAUUAUUGCAGAUAACUUCCCUCUAUGGAGGGCCCUUGGAAUUCCUCUUUGUAGUUGAAAGUGUUGAUGAUCCGGCUUACCACGGUGUUACUUUGUUGAUAUCAGAGUUUCAGGUAAACCAUCAAGGAUAUUACAUCAUCCAUGCGGUAAGGCAACCAAGAAGUCUGCCUUGACUUCUCGUCAGCCUGCCAAUCACUUUUCCGAUAAAGAUUAGUUCGUUGGAGUAAAACCAUAAAAUUAGCUUUAUGGGACAUUCUGUACAGAAACUUUUUUACUGGGAAAUCUCAGCCUUGGAUGCUGCAGAGAUUUUCCGUCUGAAAAAUGAAAUUUUACAUUUUUUAAUUAUCAUUGUGAUGUUCAAUUCAUUGUGGUUAUUAUUUGUUUGCUAUUUGGUUAUUCAAUAUGUGGGCGUUGAGAUGAUAAUGCUAUGCUACGAUUUGUGAGAGUAAUGAUGAGGUUUUUGCCAUCUUUGAUGAAUUGAUUUCUUUUUUUUUGUCCAGGACUGUGUUGAUGCAAAAAUUAUUGUUGCUGGUUUCUCAACGACUUGCAGUCAGAAAAUCCAUAACCAGUUAGUAUGUCAUUUUUUCUUUUUCUUUAGUUUUCUUCAAUCUUUGAGGGUAAAAUUUCAAUUUUUAUUAACAAUCGUAUGCUUAGGGUUCAUGAUGUCACUUGCCAAUGUUUUGACUUCUUGAAAACAGCAAAUGACUUCACCUGAUCCAAAUGGAAAAAUUGGUGUGAUGAAUGUGAUGUUCAAUAUGCAAGAAUGGCAUUUAGGUUUUCUGAAAAUAACUUGUCUCCAAAUAAUGCGGGGUUUGUUCCAGAAAGCUGCAUCUUCUAACUUAUAUAAACAGAUGGUAAAUCCCUCCAGGCUAAACCUAAAAGAGGCUCUGGUCUGUGCAUGGCCUCUAUCUAAGACACCAAUCUAUGCAGGUGUUUAUCUUUUUCAACCCUCUUCUGCCUUUGGAAUUCUUCAUUUUUUUAUGGUUAAUCGGAUAGGAAGCCAUGCAUAUCUAGGAAAACAGGUCUCCAACAGAGUAAAGGAUGGAGACUGAAACAAGGGCUUGGAAAUUGCUCCUUGCCUUCUUUGCUCUGUUACACUCUUUAGGGCGAAAUAACAGGAUAAUCAGGCAUGAACAUCAAGACGAUUGAAAUCAUUUGUGUGUAUGCUUCUUUUUAAAAUGAUAACUUGUUCGUCCUAAGAUUCCACAUGAUAUGCCUUGAUAUCAUUCGUUUAGAGUAUAAAAAAACCAUUUCAAUCAUCAGAGGUUGACAUCAGGAAAGAAACUUUUACGCACAAUAGAGCGUAAACCUUUAAGACGCAAUUUAAGAAAGAUUACUUAUUUAUUAUUGAUGAACAUGAGCAUAGCUGCAACUUCUGCUAACACAAAGUACACGUCAGAUUUAUAAAAUAUAAGAAAGAUAUCUGGACAUAGGAUUCGGCAUAAAUAAUGUGGCGUUUGUUGACAUGUCCAGGAGAAUGGGUGUUAAUUUUCUCGAAAAUUUUUGAAUCUUGCAUUCAAUAAUCUCUACCGGGUUAGAUAUGAAUAAUCCCAAAAAGUGUGCACAGUGUUUAUGAUAUUAAUAAUCUCAAAAAGUAAGUGUAGACGCUUAACCAAUGUCCUAGACACAUACCUAUUGACACAUGACAUUUAUAAUUCAGAAAUUUUCUCUAAAUUAUGGCAAGAAAAGAAAACACGUAUGAGACUAUCCUCUUGACUCACUAGUAUGAUUGACAGAGUUUCGUAGAGAAAAAUUUCUAGGGCACAAAAGUAAACUUUCCUAUGUCACUGGAUCACCUGGAAGUUGAUGUAAUGGUGCAUCACUAGUUGUAUCCAUCAUUAUUCUUUAUGCAGAUGAAAUUUGGGGCAAGCUUUUGUUAGUGGCGAAACACAUUAAUAACCCAUAUGGGACAAUGAGUAGAAGAGAUCGAAGAAGAAGAAGAAGAAUAGAGAAAGGGUAGACAGAAUAUACACAGAACAAUGCAUAUAUUUUUAUGUGACGUGAAUAUUUCUGGAUCUAGGGCCUUGCAGUAUGGUGAAGUAGCUAUCACUGGGAAGAAGAGAGGUUCUCCUUUAAAGAUGUGGAGGCUAUGGCUACACACACCCAAUUUAAAACUUGGUCUUGGUCCUAAAAAUUUCCUGAGCCACCAUUUUGUUGGUAACAGCCCCCUUGCGACUCUGGAUUGCUCACUGCAAAUUUCGAUCUGCAAAGCACAGGGAAGCCUUACUAAGAUAGUAGCAGUGCUACAUAAUCCAGCAGCCUUUAUAAAGGCACGUCUGAACUAUAUUAUUUCGUCAGUUCUCGUGAUCUGAUGACGAUAAUAGGUUACAAUCUUUUGGUUUAAUCUGGACUUUGCGAGGCUGAAAUGCAUGCUGAGUUGGCUGAUUCCGUUCUGAUUCUGCUCAUGUCGUUAAUACGCUAUGAUCUUAUUUUUUCAUUGCCAACUUUUCCUGUUGGAUCUUGAUUGUGCUGACGUCAUUGUCUUUUUCAAAAGAUAUCAUCCCUUUCAUACUGAGCAUAUUUAUAUUUUUCUGUGGUGAAAACACUAAGUGCUCACUCUUUUACUGGUAACUUCGUGGAUGAUUGCAUAGGCUGGUGUUCAAAAUAUGCAUAAAGACAGCAAGUAUGUUUUGUUUCUGGAUGAUGAUGUUAGAUUGCAUCCUGGGUCAAUUCGAGCUCUUACGUCAGAGAUGGAGAAAAAUCCCAAGGUCUGUAUCUCAAGUUCUUACACUCCUCUCAUGAGAUUUUUGCUCCCGGUGUCAUAUGAACACUGCCCUCCUCCGUUUUUUUGGCAUCCAGAUAUUCAUUCAAACUGGAUACCCACUCGACUUGCCUUCUGGAAGCUUGGGGAGCUACUGUAUAUAUGAAUAUCAUAUGGUUCGACCCCUUUUCUCUUGUGGAUUUUCAUGCCCUUGGAUGCAUCAAUAGAACUGUUUAAGCCGUGGCAUCUGGCACCUCGGGUAAAGACUCGUCUAGGCUAUUGUCACCAUCUUGACACUCCUCAUACAUGUUCAAUGCAGUGUUUUGAAGGCGUCGCCUAGACAACAGGCGGCUCAGACGCUCCAGGCGUCAAGCCAUUGCCUUCCCUCGUUACUUACUUCAGAGCUUUUCUCUGAAAAUUUUCUUUCUUUCAGCCUUGCUCGAUGGGAUUUGCUACAGGUGGAAAGACGUUCUUCCUUUGGGGAGGGUGCAUGAUGGUAAGCCAUUCACCCCUCGGAAAGCUUUCAGCCAGAUUCUGGCACAUUUCCUUUCUUACUUUUAUUUUUUAUAUUCCUAGAUGCAUGCCGACGAUUUCCGGAAUAACUUAUACGGCAUGGUUUCUGGACUCAAAGAUGGUGGAUACUCCGACGAUAUGACCCUGGCUGCAAUAGCAGGUAGGUAAUGUGGCCUGAUUGCUAUUCUUGGUAGGACCAUGAGCUCAACCAUCUGGAGCCUCCCCUUGAACCAUCUGGACCUUGGUUCUCUUGCUUUACUUCUAAUUCUGGGUUUCUUUUCCUGUCCCAUUUUGAAUUAGAUUAUAUAUAUAUAUAUAUAGAUAUUCUGAAUUAUUUAUUCUCUUAGAUAAAUUAUCUUCAAAUUUUUAUUCUAUUUCUACGGUGAUCUGGUGUUAUUGUUCUUGAGAUUGAGCUCAAAAUCACUGUCUGAGAACCACCCAGCUGGUAAACUGAGAGAUGGUAUUGUUUUCAGGUGCCCACAAGAGAUUAAUAACAUCGCCACCUGUUGCCAUCUUCCCGCAUCCUCUUGCAAGCGACCUUACAUUUUCGAGGUUUAUUCUAUUUUAUUUAUUUCGUUUUUAAAAAUGAAAAAAAUACUAAAGCAUUGACUUUUGCCUCUGACCAUCUGGGGGGCAGGUACUGGAAUUACCUGAGAAAGCAGACAUUCGUUCUGGAAUCUUACAUCUCCAGGGUCAACUGGUUGAUGAAUCGGGCAUUAUUCUCCUCACAUUGCUAUCUAUCUUGGGGAUUUUUUUGCCCAUAUUUCAUGGCCGCAGUACACGUGGCCGCAGCACUGCGAGCAAGAUUCAGCGAUUACCCUUUCAAGGAAUCAACCUCCUCCUCCUGCGGUGAGCUCAUCACCUGCUUGGCAGCUCCCCAAGCAGAUUGUCCUUGAUAAAAGUGUUCAACUAUUCAAGGGUCUAGUGCCAUGUCUUGCCUCUUCCCAUCUUCAGGGUUGCUGCUGACUGCCUGCUUAGCUGCGUGCACCAUCUUGGAACUCAUUUCGAUGUGGAACCUGACAAAAGUGGAAAUCCAGCUGUGCAACAUGUUAUCUCCAGAGGGGCCUCCUUUAUCUCUCCGUUCAUAUAACUGGGGGCUUGUAAGCAUCCUUCUCUGCUCCGAUGGAAUAUUAUCUCUCCCUUCUAGCAAUACAAACUGACCACAUAUUAUAUAUAUUUAUAUAUAUAUAUAUAUAUAUAUUUGGAAUAUAAAUAAAUAUUUAAUUAGCAUUUUGUUGGUCAGGUCUUCGUGGCUAUGCUGGUGGACAACUUCCUAUUCCCGGUCUCUGCUAUGCGCUCGCAUUUAUCGCAGUCUAUCAACUGGUCUGGCGUUCGCUACAACCUGAAGAAUGGAAGGAUAAGUAGGGUACAUCCAUCAGCUGAUAUUUUUUAAAAGUCAACGGUCUACCCUCCACGGUAGUUCCUUCUUGGCUGACGGCCAUUAUUUAUUUCAUAAAAUUGGAAUGUCAUGUAUGCCAGCCGAUUUAGUCAAUUUCUUAAUUAUUAUUAAUUUAGCUAAUUUCUUGUUAUGUCGGCAGAAACCCAUAUUUGUAAAAGAAAUUAAUUCACACACAUUUAUAUUUCAGUGAUUAAAGUGGGAUGUGUUGACUCUAUGCAGAUUGAAAGAUGUGGAGAUCCUGAUUACUCAUACCUGGGAGGAAAGAAUCUGCAUGGGAAGAGGGAGGCCCCAGCCAAGGCAGCACCAUUCCUCUGCUCUCUCUCUAGACUCUUCUCUCGGCAGGACCAGACGAAGAAGUUCGACUGCUAG